Molecule: messenger RNA, 886 nt
Organism: Chondrus crispus (carragheen)
Lineage: Eukaryota; Rhodophyta; Florideophyceae; Gigartinales; Gigartinaceae
Exons: 4
Coding region: 70-852 (260 amino acids)
Biological process (GO): aromatic amino acid biosynthetic process; chorismate metabolic process
Cellular component (GO): cytoplasm
Molecular function (GO): chorismate mutase activity
Source: RefSeq, a predicted model, not a curated record
GAUACCUCAGGCGUAUCUCUCACCCCAGCUCCAAAACCACCGUCUACUCUAUAUCCUCUCGUUCCUCCUAUGCCUGACGGGAAAGUUUUCACUCCAAACCCCUCUACUAACGACGUCUGCUCUUUAGAACCGUCGACACUCGACCUCCGAGCUGAAUUGGGCGACGCACACGACAUGUUUAAGCGAAACCCCAUCAUUUACACGCCUGGUAAAUUUGACUUACCAGACGACUGUGAUGGCACCUUUUCCCAGCAUUUGCUGUAUGAACUAGAAAAGGUGCACGCAAGGGUGAGGAGGUACACUUCCCCAGACGAGCACCCCUUUGCACCGGAGAGUAUUUUGCCGAAGCCCAUCCUUGGUAAUCUAGAAUACCCACAAACCUUGAGAAUCAACAACAUCAACGUCAAUUCGAUGAUAGAGGACACCUAUCGCACGUCUAUCUUGCCAGAAAUCUGUGAAGAGGGCGACGACCAGAACUACGGAAGCUCAGCCACGUGUGACGUGGCCUGCCUUCAAGCUCUCUCAAAACGAAUUCACUACGGGAAGUUUAUUGCGGAAGCAAAGUGCCAAGAGAGCGAGAGCAAGUACAGAGAACUGGCGAGAAAGGAGGACAAAGACGGAAUUUGGAAAUUGCUUUCGAAUCUCGCAGUUGAAAAAGUUCUUUUGAAACGCGUUGAAAACAAGGCCCGAAGCUAUGGCUUGGACAUUACCGUUAAUGGCCCCAAAGAAGUGUACAAGGUCAACCCUGUGAAGAUUGCAGAGAUCUACAGUGACUUUAUCAUUCCUCUCACAAAGGAAGUAGAAGUUGAUUAUAUAUUGCAGCGUUACAUCGGCAAUAAUAGCACAAAUUAAAGACCCUUGUACAGGAGUUGGCAAGUCCUUUCAA